GAAACUCCUUGUGUGUGCCUUAACGCAACUUUAAAAACUUACUUAAAUUAUUUGUUAAUUCGCUAUUAGGUAAAAUUAUGAAACAGAAUGCUAUUUACUCUGAAAUAUUUGCAAUUAACUUACAUGUAUGUCUUAAGCUAUUACGAGAUUUCUCAUGAUCACUGUAUAUUUUUUUUAGAAUUUAAUAUGAAAAAUAUAUAAUUUUAAUUUACAAAUAGAACAUGUUCAAAAUUCAUAUUACUAUAGUCAUAUUUAUUAUGAAAUAUCUUUAUUUUACCUGAGUUACCUUUACUGAAAUGAAUGCGCGCAAAUGUAAUCAAAUACUGCGCGCAAACGUAAAAAGAUUUGAUCGCCAAAUGCACGCAAAUGUAAUGCGCCCAAUAUAACUUUGAAAUGCUUUAUCUAUUACCGCUAUUUCUCAUUCACGCUUUCUUGUUGUUUGUGACGUAGAUAUCUGCCGGACAACAACAACUUCCGUUAUACCAUCUGAAACUUCAAUUCAAAGAGCAAGCCGCCCCUUCCCCAUCCCCUUCCCUUUUUAUUAAUUUUUUGUCAUUUUAUUUAUUUCUUUUUUUGGUACUUUUUUUUUCUUUGAAAUUUUACAAAAGAAAAUUAAGAACAGUCGCGUUGACACGUUUUUUCUAAAUUGUCCCGUCCCCUUUUACAUUUCUGCGUUUCAUUGUCACAAUUUUUAGAACAAUAUUUUGGAAAAUGGUAGAAAAACUUGAAUAGAAAGAAUGAAAAUGGUGGAUUUAAAUGAAGAACAUAAAGGAAGACAGGAAGAUCAAAGAAGGAGAGAAAAGGAAUACAGGAAGGUAAAAAGAUCAGAGAUCAUCACAGACGAACAGAAAGAGAGAAUAAAUUCAGUUGGGAUCAAUCUUGAUAGAUAAGAAGAUGUUGUAACAGGCGAUACACCCUUGAAGCAAAGCUUAUAAAAACUGCAGUACAAGAAGUGAGCAGAAAAGAACAAAAACAUCAGAAAUAAUGGGAGUAUUAUCAAAAAUAAAAACAAACAACUCUACAUUCUUUUCCAAAACCAAAUGUGAGGAUGGCCACAGUUGGUGGGUAAGCUUCGAGUUUUAUCCAUUUGCUGUCGGCGAGCGCCAUACCGUCUUUGAAGGUCGUAUGUACAACCAACAUGGAUAUUGGAGCCAAUCAAAAGCUGUUGUCAAAUCUUUGAACGACGAAAUCGGUUCCGAAAACAACCUCCAGUCUGCGAUAACUUGCUCAGAAAAAUCACGUUCCUUAGCUGAUACUUUUAAGGAUGAAUUUCCAAACACAAAAAAUUUGAAAUUUUCCCAGCCAUGUCUUUCCGAAAUGGAUUCUGUUUCCGUAUUUAAUACACCCUUUCGAUAUAUAAAAGGAUACGAAAAACAACUCGCUGAACACGAACAUGUUCUUAUUGAAGAAUUCAUAGAUGGCGAUUACCAAUCAUUUAUCGACAGUGAUGGCAUUCGACGUCAAGAAUCCGAACUUCUCGACACAUUUGUACAUUAUUCUUAUGUUGAAAGCUACGGCGACUUUGUUAUAUGUAAAAUGGAAGGUGUAGAAAGAGAUAAGGACAUCAAACUAUCUGGAGUCACUAUUCAUUCUCGGAAUAGAACAUUUGGACCUUGUGACCAUGGUGAACAAGGUAUUCUAAACGUUUUUAAGAACCACAGAUGUAAUGACAUUUGUAAGAACUGGCCAACACCAGCAUUUGGUCUUGUUCCAACUGCACCGGUAGUAUCCGAAACUAAAAAAGGCAAAAUGGACAUUCUCAAAAAUGAUGCGGGAGUAUUGUUUUCAAGCAAAACCGAUUUGAUUAGUCCUCCGCCAUACGAAAAUUUGACAAAAGCAGAUAUUCUUAAGACCGAGGACAGACCAUUGGUUCACGGACAGUGCAUUCAAAAAUUAUGACCAAUAACUUUACAUUCUUGGAUUUUUUUACAAGACAAGAAACUUUUGAUGUAUUUUAUUUUAUAUUUUGCAAAGUUAAUUUUUACAUACUAUUUAGAUUUUAGAUGGCGAAAUUUGUCUGCAAAAAUUAACGCUUAUCAGUUUAUGUAUUAUUUGUUUUUCAUCCUAUCACUUCGAUGUUUUGACGUUAAAACGUUGUUUUGUACGUUAUUGCUGUUUAUAGAUCUUUCGAAUCUCAUUUUUUCACUAGAAUCUCGCAAAUAGCAGCUUAAUGUUAUGUCAUCUUUAUAGUUUUUCGGUGAUAAAUAAUGAAAUAUCUGUUUAUAAUUUUUUUUAUUAUUUCUUUCAAUGUUAAUAGUCUGUUUUUUGUAUUGUUUUUGUAUUUAUAAUGUGAUGUAAAUGGCAGCUUCAGAAAAUGUGACUUCAGUAUUUAAAAAUGACAAAUCAUAUUUUAUACCAUUUGGCAUCAGCUAUCAUUACAUAUCUGUGAUAUAUUCCAUAUACAUAUAGAUGUGAAAUACGCAUGUGCAAUAGAAUUUAUACAAUUAAUUAAUAAUUUUUGUUAUUCAUUAUUACAUUGUUUAUAGUGUUUAUUUAUACAUUGUGGUGGUGUCAUUACAUCUAGUCUUGUUUUAUUUCAGUUGAGUUUCAUAAAGUUUAUUAUUUAUCAUAAUUUAUUCAUAUUGUAUGAGUGAUGUCAUUAUUGUAUUUCAACGUGUAGUGAAAAAAAUAAAAUUAUAUAUAUAAAUACAUGA
Mytilus californianus (California mussel) is the source of this 2654-nucleotide messenger RNA. RefSeq names its product alpha-protein kinase vwkA-like. Gene Ontology annotation, biological process: protein phosphorylation. Gene Ontology annotation, molecular function: ATP binding; protein serine/threonine kinase activity. The record is from RefSeq and is a predicted model, not a curated record. Lineage: Eukaryota; Metazoa; Mollusca; Bivalvia; Mytilida; Mytilidae. The transcript has 5 exons. Bases 985 to 1899 code for a protein of 304 amino acids.